This is a messenger RNA of Colossoma macropomum (tambaqui), 2704 nucleotides long. Its product is annotated as target of Myb protein 1-like. The record is from RefSeq and is a predicted model, not a curated record. The coding region runs from base 113 to 1618 and encodes 501 amino acids. The transcript has 16 exons. Lineage: Eukaryota; Metazoa; Chordata; Actinopteri; Characiformes; Serrasalmidae. Gene Ontology annotation, cellular component: endosome; membrane. Gene Ontology annotation, molecular function: phosphatidylinositol binding; ubiquitin binding; clathrin binding. Gene Ontology annotation, biological process: signal transduction.
GUGACCGCGCGUUCAGAGUUCAGUUCGCGUGAACGCGCGUUUCCACCGGCGGACCGAGUCCGAGUUUCAGAGACACAUGAAUAAACAGCAUUACUGGACUUUUUGAAGCAAAAUGGAUUUCCUCAUCGGGAGCCCUUUCUCCUCUCCCGUCGGACAGCGUAUCCAGAGAGCCACUAGUGCCGCCCUACAGGCAGAGGACUGGGGCAUCAACAUGGAAAUCUGUGACAUCAUCAACGAGACAGAGGAGGGACCCAAAGAUGCAAUAAGAGCCAUAAAGAAGAAGAUUGUGGGAAAUAAGAACUUCAGAGAAGUCAUGCUGGCGCUGACUGUUCUGGAAACAUGUGUGAAGAACUGUGGCCAUCGUUUCCAUGUUCAUGUCUGCAACAGAGAGUUUGUGGAGGGGGUGCUGGUGCGGACCAUUCUCCCCAAAAACAACCCUCCUAUGAUCCUACACGACAGAGUCUUAAGCCUCAUUCAGGCGUGGGCUGACGCUUUCCGUAAUUCUCCUUCUCUGUCUGGAGUGGUGAGCGUGUAUGAUGAUCUGAAGCGGAGGGGCCUGGAGUUUCCCAUGACUGAUCUGGAUGCUCUGUCACCCAUACACACCCCCAGCAGGAGCAUCCCGGAAAACGGCACAUCUGCCCCGUCUGUUCCAGCACCUGCUGUCUCCAGGACACACGCUGCCGACCCUGCACCCACACAGACUCCGCAGCCCCCACAGACGAAUGGGGGACCUGUUCCCAUCUCACCUGAACAGAAACAGAAGCUGAGGGCAGAGUUAGACCUGGUUAAGGGAAAUCUCACAGUGAUGACAGAGAUGCUGAACCAGCUCAAACCAGGAGAGAGCUCGCCAUCAGAUACAGAGCUGCUGCAGCAGUUGUACUCUGUGUGUAAGAGCAUGCAGCAGAGAGUGGUGGAGUUGAUCCCCUGCCUGUGUGAAGAAGAGCUGAUUGGAGAGCUGCUGGUUAUGAAUGAUGAUCUAAACAACGCUUUCAUACGCUAUGAGAGGUUUGAAAGACUCAGCGUUACACAAAGAACACCAACAGGACAAGACACAGAAAACCUUAUAGACCUGAACCCUGUUACACCAUCAGCCAAUCAGGCUCCACUUCAACCCGUCAGUCAACCAGUGCUCCACCCUCCGUCCAAUACCGCAGUCCCUGCAGAAGAGGAAGAAUUUGAUAUGUUUGCUCAGACAAGAGGCAGUUCGCUUGCUGAACAGAGAAAGAGUGUUAGGUAUGAAGACCCUGGUGCAGUAGAGGGUCUGGCUGGAGCACUGGACACUCGGCUUCAGGUCACCGGAGGGGAUGAGACAAGCAACUGGACUCUACAGUCUCAGUGGAUUUACAGUGACAUGUACAGUGAAGUGCUGGUGCCAGCACCACAGACUGCUGCUAUGACUGAAAUUGAGAAGUGGUUGUCUGAAGAACCGAAUGAUGCUGAGGAUGGUGAAGGAGUGACCAGUGAAGAGUUUGAUAAGUUUUUGGCUGACAGAGCUAAAGCGGUGGAGCAUCUCCCUACUGUCCAGAAAAACUCCUCCACUGCAACAAACCCCCGACAGCAGCCGUCCCAGUCCUCAAAGAAACAGGAGAGCGCUCAGGACCAGCUCUUCUCUCUCUAACUCACUCAGAAUAAUGAAGGAGGAACAGGUAGCACUGACACGCACUGCUCAAACCCAUGAAGAACUUCACCCAGCUGCCUUUUAGCCUUCUGUAAAGAACAGCUGUGCUUGUGCCAUUUUAUUAAGUGUCAUUAACGAUGUCUAAUAAUGAUUUUUAUGGAAAGAGAGCUUAUUUUUGAGAUGUUUUUGAAUAGAAUAUAAUGUCUUUUUGUACAUCAGUGUAUUUCCAGUGGACACUGAUUCAUACCCAUGACCUGCAGCUUUCGAACCAUUCCCCACUGUAUCACAGGCUAUCAUGAAGAAGCUAAUGCUCUGUACUAACAGUUUAAAUGGAGCGUUUUUAAAGCUGGACAGUUAAUGUCAGAAACUACUCAAAAGCCACUAUGGUUAUAAUAGGAUUGAUUUAACUUAUAUAUUCCCGUAUACUUAGAACAGAAGAACAGAAGGCUUGUUUACUGAAAGCAGACUUAUAAUAGAAGCCAGUGGGCAGUUGCUUCUGUUCUUUUACCAAGUACAGUGAAAUGCCUCACAAUUUUUGUCUGUUGUAAUCAAUUGUAUGCUGUGGCACAUAGAGCAUUAGUUGGAUAGCACUGGAUUAUUCCUUUAAGGCACUUGUAUGUCAGGACAGCUAACGGAUAACAACUAACAGACCUUUGCUACAGGAAGGUUUUACAUCAGUAUUCGCCUGUUAUGCAGCACAAGGGAACAAAUUAAUAGAAAACUACAAAUGUUGUGAGUAAUUAAAUUUUUUCACUAUUGCAGUGCUAAAUUUCAGUGUCUGGUUACUAGGAUGUUGCCUCCCUAAUGCUACAUUUGUUAUGCUGAGCUGUUUUAUGUUUGAAAGCUGCGGCAUUCACUCCUCAUGCCUGGGAGCCGCGAGGUGUGGAAAAAUGUGCAAAUCUCUGUAAAGUAUGAAUAAUGGUGUAUACAAGAUUAUGUUUUCUCAUCAUGCAGGUCAGCUUUCAAAAUGUCCAUGUAAGUAUAGAAAGCUAUACACAAUAAAUAUUUGUAUUAAUAGUACUAUCCUUAUGACUAUGAAUGUUAUUCAGGUGAUUGUGAAUUAAAGAUUUGCUGGCUGUCCUCAAA